Molecule: messenger RNA, 540 nt
Organism: Sabethes cyaneus
Lineage: Eukaryota; Metazoa; Arthropoda; Insecta; Diptera; Culicidae
Exons: 1
Coding region: 1-540 (179 amino acids)
Source: RefSeq, a predicted model, not a curated record
AUGAAGUUUGCUUCCUGCUGUUGUUCGUUGCUGCUGCUGCUGGCUUGCAUGGCAGCAUUUGCCACGUCACAAACCGUCGACGAUUGCAUCGAAAUCGCCUGCCGAACGUACACCGAAGUCAACACGCUGUGGUGCCACCGACUGCCGACCUAUUUCUGCCAGUGUCGUCCCACCCCGGGCGGCAUUUGGGGCCCCCAGGUAAUGCCCUGCGCCGAUGCAACCGUGUUCAGCUUCCGCCAUCAGGUUUGUGUCCAUCCGGAUAUGCGAAACGAGGCGGAUUGCUUCACGGGAACCAGUCCCGAUGAACCUGAUGAGGAAGAUUUGUGCCUGGAUCCACCGGCACUGUGCGGUACCUACGCGGAAAUUAACGAGUUAAAAUGUCACGAGGAUUCGAAACGGUUCUGUCAGUGCCGUCCGUUGACGUCCAAUCCGGCGGUUUACGCUCCGAUAGCGAUGCCUUGCGCUGAGGAAACUUCCUUCAGUUUCUACCAUCAGACCUGCACCCGGGAUGAGCUGUGGCAGGAUAGUUGCUCCGCUUAA